GCCUAUGGUGUAUGAAUAAGGGAAUGAUGAUUUUGAUAUGAUGUAAUCAUAUCGGCCUUAAUGAAAAUAUAAAACUAAUUGAUGGGCGUGAAAUUAUGGGAGUUUUGAGAUGUCUUGUUCUAGUGUUUAAGAGAAUAUUUAGAGGUCCAAAAUGGUUGCAGAAUUACCAAUGUAUGUCCGCCCUUGGUGCUGUGGCCCUGAUGGGUUUCUUCUAUGGGGCAUUCACCCUUGGAAAAAUGACUCGCAGAAAGAUGUCCGUGACAAAAUGGCAACCAGUUUAUUUAGGUGAACAAAUGAGACGAGACCCGAAGAUUUCCAGAAAUCACAAAUUAUUCAUGAAAUGGCAAAAAGGUUUUGGGAAUCAGUUAUUUCAAUAUGCGUCCUUAUAUGGUAUUGCUAGAGACAACAAAAUGCAAGCGAGCAUUUCUAGCAAUCUUGAACUCUGGGACAUAUUCAAAUUAGGUGAUGAUGUCGUCAAUGACUACAAGGACCUACCAUAUCUUUCAAGGCCUAGAUAUUUGGAAAAGAUUGGGCGAUAUGACAAAAGAACACAAUUUUUAAAUUAUAAUCUUGACAUAACUUUAGUCGGUUACUUUCAGUCUUGGAAAUAUUUCGAAACUUAUAAAGAUGAUCUUAAGAAACAUUUCACUUUUAAUUAUGAUUACAGAAAAAAGAUCAACUCAUAUCUCAAAAGGAUUCCAGGUUUUAAACAAGGGAAUAAGACAAGAUCUACCACCCUAGUGGGGAUCCAUAUCCGCAGAGGGGACAUGUUGGACUAUAAUAACGUCAAGCUUGGAUAUACAGUCGCGGAUGAAUUCUAUAUCCAGAAAGCUAUGACCUACUAUCUGAGUAAAUACACCAAUGUUGUGUUUAUCGUAGCUUCUGAUGACCCAGAAUGGGCGAAACAAACUGUCAAUCAAAGUUUGCGAAAGUACUAUAUGAGUCAUCAAAAUCGCAAAAGCAAAUUCUACCCGAAGGCAAGGUAUCUAAAUAAUAACACAAGAGAAUUUGAUUUUGGAGUAUUAAGUAGUUGCAAUCACAUGAUAAUGACGGUGGGUACAUUUGGUUGGUGGGCAGGAUGGCUUGCAGGGGGAGAGGUGAUCUACUUUAAAUUCUACCCCAGGCCAGGUUCAGAUCUAGCUGCUUUAUUUACACCCGAGGAUUAUUAUCCACGUAACUGGAUUGGGAUGUGACAUAAUGUUGUAAAUGCAUAUAACAGAAUAGGAUAUGGAAAUUCAGCUUUUUUCAUAAUGAACCUUUUGGUCAUUAAUAUAAUAUGGCAAUCUUGAUUCUGGACAUUCUCACUGCUUAUUUUAUACUAUAUGUAUGUACAUAGUGAAUAAAUUAAUUCCCUUCAAUUUCUAUUGAGUUUGUUUUGUAAAAGGUUGAUAGAGUUAUGUAACUUCUUCUUGGUGCGUAGCAUAAUAGCCUGACCCCCCAGGUGUGAUAUACAAGAGUCUACCAUCAAGUUUCUCCCACCCCUCAUCCUCUACCAUCUCUGGGAAUUGAUGCAUAGCCCAAGGGCAAAGAGAGAUUUAUCUUAGGACGUAUAUUGCUAUCUUUGCCUAAGGCAUCUUUCUAAUUCUCAACAGUGUUAAAUCAUUAAUUUCAGUUUGCAACCUCCCUUUCACAAUUUUAAGUGUUUGAUU
Messenger RNA from Owenia fusiformis, 1649 nucleotides. Lineage: Eukaryota; Metazoa; Annelida; Polychaeta; Sabellida; Oweniidae. The record is from the annotation of a GenBank genome assembly.